AGGUACUCUGGGCAGCAGGAGAAAGAGUCCAAGUUCAGGAGACCCAUUUCUUUUCACCAGUGGCCCGGAAAAGGAUCCCACUGGCCAGGAAGUUUUUUCUGAGAUUUCCCCGAGCCUCGGCAAUGGCUGCAGGGUGACUUCUUGGGUCACUCCUAUUUCCCCGCCCCACCGAAGCAGCUGACACGGGCCAGCACCCGCGGUCCGAGCCGGGGAAAUGGGCCCGCGAGCCCGACCCGCGCUCUUCUUCCUGAUCCUCCUGCGGACCGUGGCCGCGCAGGGGCGACCACCGCGGUCACACUCUCUGCGCUACCUCUUCAUGGGCGCCUCAGAGCGGGACCACGGCCUGCCCCUGUUUGAAGCCUUGGGCUAUGUGGAUGACGAGCUUUUCGUGGCCUACAAUCACGAGAGUCGCCGUGCAGAGUCCCGUGCCCAGUGGGUCUUGGGUGAGGCCCACAGCCAGCUGUGGCUGCAGCUGAGUCAGAGCCUGAAAGGGUGGGAUCACAUGUUCAUCGUCGACUUCUGGACCAUCAUGGACAACCACAACCACAGCAAGGUAAUGAAGCUGGGGAUGUUGCCAGAGUCCCACACCCUGCAGGUGAUCCUGGGCUGUGAGGUGCAAGAGGACAACAGUACCAGGGGUUUCUGGAAGUACGGGUACGAUGGGCAGGACCAUCUUGAAUUCUGCCCUGAGACACUGGAUUGGAGAGCAGCAGAGUCCAGGGCCCUGACCACCAAGCUGGAGUGGGAAGUGAACAAGAUUCGGGCCAAGCAGAACAGAGCCUAUCUCGAGAGGGACUGCCCUGAGCAGCUGCAGUGGUUGCUGGAGCUGGGGAGAGGGGUUCUGGACCAGCAAGUGCCUCCUUUGGUGAAGGUGACUCAUCAUGUGGCCUCUGCAGUGACCACUCUACGGUGUCAGGCUCUGAACUUCUACCCCCAGAACAUCACCAUGAGGUGGUUGAAGGACAGGAAGCCAAUGGAUGUCAAGGACGCCGAGUCUAAGGAUGUGCUGCCCAGCGGGGACGGGACCUACCAGAGCUGGGAGGCUUUGGCCGUGCCCCCUGGGGAAGAGCAGAGAUAUACCUGCCAGGUGGAGCACCCAGGCCUGGAUCAGCCACUCACUGCCACCUGGGAGCCCUCACUUUCUAACACCCUCGUCACUGGAGUCAUCAGUGGGAUUGCUGUUUGUGUCAUCAUCUUCUUCAUUGGAAUUUUGUUCAGAAUCUUAAGGAAAAGACAAGCUUCAAGAGGAGCCAUGGGGGACUACGUCUUAGGUGAAUGUGAGUGACGCACAGCCUGCAGACUCCUUGUGGGGAGGACACAUAAUUGGAGACUCAGAGAGGGUGCACUUGCGGCAUUCUUUGUGUUUCAGGACAGAGUUGAACCUAACAAAUGGGAACUGUCCCAGGAGGUCUCUGCUCUUAGCCUUCCCUGUUCACUCUCAAAAAGUUCCCUCCAUUUAAGUUUUUGCGUUUCCUACGUUAAGUUAUGCUAAGGACCCCCAGCUGUGACCUCUCCUCCAGAACUGGCUCUCAUGGAUCUCAAGCUGCAUCUAGAGCCUGCUUUAAUUUCCUGCAUCAUCUCAGACUCCAUACACCGACAUCAUCUCAUCUCCUAUCUCUGGAAUAGGGCUCCUUAAAUUUGGGGACUUUUUUUACAUCUGAGAAAAGCUAUGAACCUUCUCCUUGGGACAUACACUCUGAUACCCCUACCAGAAUUGUGCACACACAUCCAGGCAUUUCCUAGACUCACUCAAGUUUCCUUUUAAUCCUCUCUCUCUCUAUUAUCCAAUAACUCAUCUGUCACCAAGACCUGUGGUCUCUUCCAUCAGAGGGUGAUCUGGGCGUUGUAUAGCUGUGAAGGCUGUGCACUACACAACUAAGGAUGCACCUUUCUCAGAAAAGGGAUCAUGGGUGUUUGUGUGUUUUAUAAUAGUUUUCCAGAAAGCGAGUGGGAAUUGUCCUGAGGAGGGUGUCUUUUUCUAAUUUGCACAAAGGUGUCACAUAAGUUUCCUUAGAUUAAUGAUGCCUGCAUUUACAAUGUCUCUCUGGUAUGCCAGACUGGAAUUAGCACAGUAAUUUUCUACUUGGUCUCUGCUGACCCUUUCUCCUUGUUCUGAUAAUGAAAACGAUAAUAUGGAUGAUGAUCAUAAUAAUAAGGUAGCUGACACUUAUU
Messenger RNA from Ceratotherium simum simum (southern white rhinoceros), 2172 nucleotides. RefSeq names its product homeostatic iron regulator (gene HFE). Gene Ontology annotation, molecular function: transferrin receptor binding. NCBI's taxonomy places the organism in Eukaryota, Metazoa, Chordata, Mammalia, Perissodactyla, Rhinocerotidae. Gene Ontology annotation, biological process: regulation of iron ion transport; response to iron ion starvation. Gene Ontology annotation, cellular component: external side of plasma membrane. The record is from RefSeq and is a predicted model, not a curated record.